GGAGUUCGCAACUGGAAUCACUACUCCAACGAUAAUAAGACAUGGUGCUUAUCAGCAAUUAUAAAUUCGCUCGUCCUUCUUAUCAAGUGUAAUUUAUAAAGCUUUCUCGCUCUACCUACACAUUUGUUGUUGCGUGUGGUCGUCGAACAAGCUCCGGUAAAAAUCGAUAAAAAAAUGAUAAAAAUGUCGGUAUUGGCGGUUUUAUCAGUUGUGCUUAGUUUCACAACGAUCACUCAGGGUAUGGGUCUAGGUAUGGCUGAUCGAUGCUUAACAUGUCAAGAUGAAAACUGUGAGAUGGCCGUUUUAGCAAAGUGUGACAUUAGUUCAGUAUCAUCGGUACCAGAGUUAGGCAUAUCUACAGAAAAAGCCAGAGCGUUUGGUUGUUUGGACUUAGAAUACAAGGAAAAUUCGGACACGAAAAAGCUGAAACGAUGCAUCGGAUUAUCUGACGAAGAUAUCUGUAAGACUGCUCAACGCAAGCUUAAGGUAAACAAAUGUGAAGUCUCUAAACCAACGCAGACUGGAAGAUUCAGCUACUAUUUACAAGAAGAGAAUCUAGAUGCCAUCAUGAAAAGCUCAGAAACUACGCCUACGAGUACAAAAGGAACUAAACCUUCAAAACAUGACACUAGUACAGAAACAACUAUUCCUUCCACAACAAAAGGAAGUAAAGGUACAACUUUAAAACCUGUCCCUAGUACAAAAGCAACUGUUCCUUCCACAACAAAAGCAAGUAAAAGUACAACUUCAGAACCUGUCACUAGUCCACAAACAAGUCAAAAAACCUCUCCUGAAGCCACCACAGAAAAAAGUACAACUUCAAAACCUGCCACUACUACAAAAGAAAGUGAAACAACAACUUCAAACUCUGAAACCACCACAGAAACAAGAGAAACGACAACUUCGAAGACUAAUUCUGCUAGUUCUAUAAUUACAAGCAAAUUGUCAGGAUUAACAAUAGUAACUAUUGUUCUAUGUUAUUUGAUGUAAAUUAAAAUAUUUUUUCUGACCUGUUUUUAUACAAUUUCCUUUGGUUCUAUUUGCCGCUCAAAGUAACUCUCUGGAACAGGC
Molecule: messenger RNA, 1071 nt
Organism: Acanthoscelides obtectus
Lineage: Eukaryota; Metazoa; Arthropoda; Insecta; Coleoptera; Chrysomelidae
Source: the annotation of a GenBank genome assembly